Molecule: messenger RNA, 592 nt
Organism: Notodromas monacha
Lineage: Eukaryota; Metazoa; Arthropoda; Ostracoda; Podocopida; Cyprididae
Source: the annotation of a GenBank genome assembly
AUGAAUCACUGUCUACUGCCCGAUUGUCUCCCGGGACACGAAGACUGUAACACGAUCGAGAUCACCUACAGCAUUUUCCCGGGCGUGCAAACGGCUAGCCAUCCCUGUCCCGGGAAGCCGUUCAUCGUGAGAGGCUUCCCGAAAAAAUGUUAUCUUCCAAAUAAUCAGAAAGGAAAGAAAGUGUUGAGCUUGCUGUACAAGGCGUGGUCUCGUGGCCUCAUCUUCACCAUUGGCUCAACCUGCACGACGGGUGAGAAAAAUGUGGUGGUUUGGAACGGAAUUCAUCACAAGACCGAGAAACAUGGCGGGCCUCCCGCGGGUUAUCCGGAUCAUUUCUACCUGGACAACGUCAUCAUUGAACUGAGAGCUCAAAGCGUUGAAUAACAACUGUGAGGGUCCAUUUGGUUUGUUUGUUUUUUUUUGUACGAAGAACUUUCAACACUGCUUGUUGUACGUGAACUCGGUAUGUGUUCAAGCAUUAUUGGGACGACCUGACGUGGAAGAUAUAUUUCUAUUUUGUAUUGGGUAUUCGCCGUGGAAAUGCCUGUGGCCUUGAUGAUGACUCCAAUUGCUCAAAUAUUCGCCAUUGCGU